UCUCAUCCUGAGGGACUCGAACACAGGUAGAAACACACCUGACGCACACAUGGGGAACAGCGCGCUGAAGUCUCACCUGGAAACUUCCCAGAAGACCGGGGUGUUUCAACUGACAGGAAAAGGACUGCUGGAGUUCCCUGAGGAGCUGCAGAGACUCACCUCGAACCUGAGGACGGUCGAUUUGUCCGGGAACAAGAUCGAGCAGCUUCCUGUUUCCAUCGGAAACUUCCUGCAGCUUAAGAGUCUGACGCUCAACUGCAACCGACUGACCACUGUUCCUAGUGAGAUCGCGAAGCUGAAGAAGCUUGAGACCCUGAGUCUGAAUGGGAACCGGAUCCAGCAGCUGCCCCCGACUAUGGGCCAGCUCCGGGCCCUGCGGUCCCUCAGCCUGGCAGGGAACCAGAUUUCACAGGUUCCCUCUGGACUGGCGACCCUGAGGCAUCUGGACUUGCUGGACCUGUCCCGAAACCAGAUCCACAACGUUCCUGCAGAGGUGUCUGAGCUGCAGGCUAUCGAGAUCAACCUCAACCAGAACCAGAUCUCGAUGGUCUCACCUGAGGUGUCUCUGUGUCCUCGUCUGAAGGUUCUCCGCCUGGAGGAGAACUGUCUGGAGCUGUCCUCCAUCCCUCUCUCCAUCCUGACCGACUCCCAGGUGUCUCUGUUCUGUUUGGAGGGAAACCUGUUCGAAGUCAGGAAUCUCAGAGACCUGGCUGGAUACGACAAGUACAUGGAGCGUUUCACAGCUACUAAGAAGAAGUUCACCUGAUGAAGCUUGUUGACCUUGGUGCACCACCUGGAGGCGGGGUUAGCAGCCCACAGCUUGAUCAUCACAGCGCCCCCUGCCUGCAGGACCGCUGACCUCCUGCUGUGAGGACAUUUCCCCAACCACAGGUCACAUGGACAGAGGAGACAUGGGGGACGAACGAUCCACUCACCUGUGAUGAAGACAAAUAUUGACACGUAGGCCAGGAGCUGCACUUUGAUCCCUGAUCAGUAAUUUGGUGAAUAAUUGAUUAGUUUUUCCAGAUUAAAUGUCGAUAGAUUCCAGCUCCUCCUUGUUUCUGUAUCGUCUGUGACAGUCGCUGUUUCUCUAAAUCACAUAUUAUCCAAGUUUUAUCUAUGUAUGUGUAAAUUAGCCCCGCCUCUGUCUCAGCCCCUGAGCUGCAGCUCCUGGUGACAAAAAACAACUUGAAGGACUUUAACAUGAAAUAUCUAAUCCUGUAUGAUCGUCUACAACUUAAAAAACACUUACUAUGAACCACAUUUUUUAAACAUUAUAAAUACUAAAUAUAAUAUAUCUUCAUAAGCCCCACCCCCCUGUGAUGUAGCAGACACUUCCUGUAUUUAAAUCCACUGCUUCCUGUACAGGCUGUCGACAAAUAAUAAACCCAGUGUGUGUGUGUGUGUAA
This is a messenger RNA of Platichthys flesus (European flounder), 1409 nucleotides long. It is a transcript of the gene lrrc57, whose product is annotated as leucine rich repeat containing 57. The record is from RefSeq and is a predicted model, not a curated record. The coding region runs from base 50 to 766 and encodes 238 amino acids. The transcript has 5 exons. Lineage: Eukaryota; Metazoa; Chordata; Actinopteri; Pleuronectiformes; Pleuronectidae. Gene Ontology annotation, molecular function: protein binding.